ACUUUAUUGCAGCUUUUUGUCACCGCCCUUGCUGCCGCCGCCCUCAACUUUACAGGCAAGGCGUAGCUCACCUAAAACGAACUGUUUUGGCUUGAAACCCCGACGCAAGCGCACUUCCUGGGUAGAAAAACUAAAGUUUGCUCUGCUCUGUUGCAGUUGAACAUAAUAUCAAAAACAUAAGGAUAAUGUCAAGGUUUCUUUUGAGAUCCAACCUCAGAGGAUGCAUCGCCUCUCAGAUUAGAAUGGCAUCUGAUCAGCUUGGCGAGUUGGGAAAGGGAGCAGGGAAAGGUGGAGGCGGAGGAGGCUCUGUGAGGGAGGCAGGAGGUGCAUUUGGAAAGCGACAAGUAGCAGAGGAGGAGCGGUACUUUAGGCAGAAGGAGAAGGAGCAGAUGGAAGCACUGAAGAAGCAUCAUGAAGAGGAGAUUGAUCACCACAAAAAGGAGAUUGAGCGCCUUCAGAAGGAAAUCGACCGCCAUAAGGGAAAAAUCAGGAAGCUCAAACAUGACGACUGAAGCUGGGAAACCUGUUGUCAUUUCUCUUCCUGAGAGUCCGGCCAUCUUAUUGUCAAGUCAAUGAUUAUCAGAUAUUGAUUGAUUUACUUGCUGCUCAGGGCAGGUCCUGUAUGAGACAUCAUGAAUAUAAAAAGUACCAAUAAAGUGCUUACUUUUUUCACUUA
Molecule: messenger RNA, 676 nt
Organism: Thunnus maccoyii (southern bluefin tuna)
Lineage: Eukaryota; Metazoa; Chordata; Actinopteri; Scombriformes; Scombridae
Gene: atp5if1a
Product: ATP synthase inhibitory factor subunit 1a
Exons: 3
Coding region: 186-512 (108 amino acids)
Biological process (GO): negative regulation of ATP-dependent activity
Cellular component (GO): mitochondrion
Molecular function (GO): ATPase inhibitor activity
Source: RefSeq, a predicted model, not a curated record